Molecule: messenger RNA, 2233 nt
Organism: Sebastes umbrosus (honeycomb rockfish)
Lineage: Eukaryota; Metazoa; Chordata; Actinopteri; Perciformes; Sebastidae
Gene: desi2
Product: desumoylating isopeptidase 2
Exons: 5
Coding region: 1026-1649 (207 amino acids)
Biological process (GO): protein deubiquitination
Molecular function (GO): deubiquitinase activity
Source: RefSeq, a predicted model, not a curated record
CUCGAGAUAGUUAUCUCGUUCCCUCGAGUUAGUAACUCGUUCCCUCGAGUUAGUAUCUCGUUCCCUCAAGUUAGACAUCUCGUUCCCUCAAGUUAGGCAUGUCGUUCCCUCUAGUUACUUCAUAGAGCAUUUCUUCCAAUCAUUCCUGACUGUCCACACUUUGCUGAUGUACAGAGCCCCCCUAGAUGAUGUACUUCGGUAAAGCUGGAAAGAUAUUGACAGAUUCAAACUUCCUGGAUCAAUAACUCAUAACUAAAACGUUGUUAAAACACAAACACACAAAUUUCUCCUAAGGGGUCUAAGGGGGCUCCAUAAGUUCCAGCUAAAAAAAGCUGUUUUUAAUUUAAAAACUACAUCCCCCAUAAUGCUCAGCGCACCAAAGGUUGAUUAAUCGAGUGCGGACUCAUCGUUCACCGCUCUGCUCGCCCACUCCUCUCAACCGUCCAGCUCUCAUUCUGCCUGGCUGCUGGAUCCAUGGCUACCGUUAGCUAGCUAAUAAAGGGAGUAUAUAUAGCAAGUCAUUCUCUCUGAGCUAAUUCUGCACCAAUACCUCAACAUUAUGUCAUUUUGAUGAUUAAAUUCGUUUGGGGAAAAUGUAUUUGAGGUUUUUCCGUGCCAACGCGCCUCCUAGAAGACUAAAAUCCUCCUUGUAAAGUGCUCUUUUUCACUCCGACCUCGGUAGCUUGAAGCGGCUCAUCUGUCCUCCGUGACGCCGCCGCUGCUGCUCCGUGACCGGGCUGGAUCUGGACAAAGCCCCGUCAGAUGUUGGACGGUAAAAACACCCUCGGAACUGUUUUCUACACCGGGGUUGUGAGGUUGAAUCUUCAAGCUGAACAUCUGUGGUGAAAGUGUCAGGAGGAAUAAAGGAGGAGGAGUGAGGGAGGUCUAUUUUUGGAGGGCGAGAGUCUGGAUCUCGCUCCCCCGGAAAAGGACGCAGGAGUCGGGGGGCUGUGCGGAGGAAGAAGACCCCCGCACCGCAGAGACGAAGAAGGGACUAUAGGGGGUGAAAAGUGGGGUUGCAAGUGAUGGCAAACGAGCCGAUCAUCCUCAACGUCUAUGAUAUGUACUGGAUCAAUGAGUUUACCAGCACUCUGGGCAUCGGAGUCUUUCACUCAGGGAUUGAGAUCUAUGGAAGAGAGUUUGCUUAUGGCGGACACCCGUACCCAUUCUCAGGGAUCUUUGAGAUUUCACCCGGUGAUGCAACCGAACUCGGCGAGACGUUUAAGUUCAAAGAAGCCAUAGUCCUGGGCAGCACGGACUUCACAGAGGAGGACGUGGAGCGGAUCGUGGAGGAGAUGGGGAAGGAGUACAAAGGCAACGCCUACCACCUCAUGCACAAGAACUGCAAUCACUUCUCUUCGGCACUGUCGGAGAUCCUUUGUGGCCGGGAGAUCCCUCGCUGGGUCAACCGGCUGGCCUACUUCAGCUCCUGCGUGCCAUUCCUCCAGAGCUGCCUGCCCAAAGAGUGGCUGACCCCGGCCGCCUUACAGUCCAGCGUCAGCCAGGAGCUCCACGGAGCGGGAGAGCUGGAGGAGGCGGAGGACGCCGCCGCCACAGCCUCCCUGGCGUCCAUGUCGCCCUGCUCGCCCUCGUCCUCCUCCAGCCCCUCCUCCUUGCCUCGUCAUUCCCGCCACCAGCCCCGACGGUAGAGGCUGCAAGGUCUGCUGGAAGACUGGACUUGUGGUUACAGAGACUGGCAGGUAACAGAACGCCUGCAGGAUAGAGUCCAGCUACAGCCAAAAGUCCUGCCGUCGAGCAAGGCACUGAACUGCUACCUGCUCUGGGUGAGAAUGUCAGCCAAAUCUCUUGCAAUGAUCCAGAGCAGAGGAGGGAACUCUUGCUGCUGACGAAGGCAGGAUCAUCUCUCUAAACAUGGCUGACGGAUUCCAACAUCCCACCCAACAUCCAAACUAUUUCCCUCAAAUCUCUUUCAUUGUUUUACCAGCCAACUUACAGCACAGAGCAGAAGCAACGCCGGUUGUUUAGCCAUCAAAGUGUUUCACAAUUUACCAGCCACGUACAGAUUUUACCAGCAGUUAGCUUGUGGAUGGUGCUAAUCCCCACCUUGUUGUAGUGGAAAACAGUGAGAGGGGAUGCUGAAAAAGAGGCGUUGGUUUGGGUUAGGGCUACAACCAACGAUUAUUUUCAUUGUCAAGUUAUUUGGCCUAUAAAAUGGUGAAAAAUGUCGAUCAGUGUUUCCCAAAGCCUAAGAUGACGUCCUCAGAUGUCUUGU